AUAAGAAAUGCUGGAGACGUUUGGCGCGGCUGUUAGACGACUACCUGCUGGCGGUGGUGCGGUAAGAAGCGCGGUGUCUCCGGUAUUUUGUCGCCCCUAACAGACUUCAGGCGGGGUUUGCUACUAGGAAGAAGUCACUGGUGCAGCUUGUAAGCUUUUAGUCUAUUAUCUCUGGCAAGUCGUCUAUCAGAGCUUGCUUUGCGCAAGCCGAGGGAAAUAGUUAGGGGGAGAAAAUGCCUCCUAUCAAGAAUGACACCGGCAAAAAUGAACUCAAAACUCAGAUUCAGCAGCUCAUUGACUCCAAUCAAGUGAUGGUCUUCAGCAAAAGCUACUGUCCAUAUUGUGUUCAGGUGAAGGACCUGUUCAAGGAACUGAAAAUCGAGUGCAAUGUGAUGGAGCUGGAUCUCAUGGAGAAUGGAACCAACUACCAGGAGAUGCUGCUGGAGAUGACCGGCCAGAGAACGGUUCCUCAGGUCUUCGUCAACAAGACGCACGUCGGUGGUUGUGACAAAACGAUGCAGGCCCAUAAAGACGGCAGCCUGCAGCAGCUUCUCAGCGGGGAAACCCAGGCGUACGACUACGACCUGAUCGUCAUUGGCGGAGGAUCUGGAGGCCUGGCGUGCUCCAAGGAGGCGGCCUUACUGGGGAAGAAGGUCAUGGUGUUGGACUUUGUCGUGCCCACGCCCAAGGGAACCUCCUGGGGUCUCGGUGGGACGUGCGUGAACGUUGGCUGCAUUCCCAAGAAGCUGAUGCACCAGACGGCCCUGUUGGCCACGGCCAUCCAGGACGCGCGCAAGUUUGGUUGGGAGUUCAAUGAGUCAGUGAAGCACAACUGGGAGACGAUGAAGACGGCGGUGAACAAUUACAUCGGCUCGCUCAACUGGGGCUACAGGGUGUCGCUGAGAGACAAGAAGGUUGAGUACGUCAACGCCUACGCAGAGUUCGUCGAGCCGCACAAGAUCAAGGCAACAAACAAACGGGGAAAGGAGACGUUUUACACGGCAGCCAGAUUUGUCUUGGCGACAGGCGAGCGGCCGCGUUACCUGGGAAUCCCCGGCGACAAGGAGUACUGCAUCACCAGCGAUGACCUCUUCUCGUUGCCCUACUGCCCGGGAAAGACGCUGGUCAUCGGCGCGUCCUACGUGGCCCUGGAGUGCGGCGGCUUCCUGGCCGGCCUCGGCCUCGACGUCACCGUCAUGGUGCGCUCCAUCCUGCUGAGGGGCUUCGACCAGGACAUGGCCAACCGCGCUGGAGAGCACAUGGAGACGCACGGUGUCAAGUUCAUUCGCAAGUUUGUGCCAAUAAAGAUCGAGGAGCUGGAAGCAGGCAGUCCCGGCAGGCUGAAGGUGACGGCCAAGUCCACAGAAACGGACGAGAUCAUCGAGGGCGAGUACAACACGGUGCUGAUAGCGGUGGGUCGGAACGCCUGCACCGACAAAAUCGGCCUGGACAAGGCAGGAGUCCGAGUCAACCCAAAGAAUGGAAAGAUUCCCGUGAACGAUGAAGAGCAGACCAACGUGCCUCACAUCUACGCCAUUGGAGACAUUCUGGAGGGAAAGUGGGAGCUGACGCCUGUUGCCAUCCAAGCCGGGAAGCUGCUGGCUCGUCGUCUCUACGGCGGAUCGGCUGUGAAGUGCGACUACAUCAACGUUCCCACCACCGUGUUCACCCCUCUGGAGUACGGCGCCUGCGGCCUGUCGGAGGAGAAAGCCACUGAGCUCUACGGACAGGAAAACAUCGAGGUCUACCACAGUCUGUUUUGGCCUCUGGAGUUCACCGUGCCGAACCGCGACAACAACCGAUGCUACGCCAAGAUCAUCUGCAACAAACUGGACAACGACAGAGUCAUCGGCUUCCACUACCUGGGUCCAAACGCAGGCGAGGUGACGCAGGGCUUCGGCGCUGCCAUGAAAUGUGGCGCCACCAAGGAGCAGCUGGACACCACCAUCGGCAUCCACCCAACCUGUGCCGAGGUCUUCACCACCUUGGAUGUGACCAAGAGAUCCGGCGGAGACAUCACCCAGAGCGGUUGCUGAGGUUAAACCCUGCUUGUUUAGCAGCCUGCUCUCACAUUAGACUCUACCACCUGUCCACCGGUACCUGACCCGGUGGAAGAUGCUUGCCUGCGCUCUGAUGGAGCGAAGCGGCGAAGCGCUAAGAGUCUGAGCUGAGGGUAGUCUGCUGAACGGCGGGGUUACUCUGCUCGUGUUUCUGCUGGCCUCCACCGGCGUGUCCCUUCUCAGAGGAGCUCCAGCACACACUGCCUGCACGGAUGUGUGUGUGUGGAUGUUUAAUGACGUCCUGGCCCGUAACCUAAAAUACUGAGGUGGGCUAGGAUCGAUGUUCUUCUGCAGGGGCGCCUGAUGGUGGCUCACAAUCCUUCGUCCAACUCCCCAACUGCAUCGGCUUUGUGUUGCACCUUCUGCAAGCAGAGGGUGCGUAGACUGAAAACUGCUUGACCCAAUGCGUGGCUCUGGUGUGUGUACGUCAUUCCACACGUUCCCCCUACCUUGAAUUCAACAUCAGUCUGAAACGUGUGCUUGUCACCGUCAGCAGGAUUCUUGUAGGUUUAGUUAAGUAAUGUGCUUAUAAGAGAACAGGAGCUCUUCUGAGCGCGUAAACGUUCAAGCCUUUUGAGAUCUGCUUUGCAAUUUUCCAGCUGAACGGAGAUUUCAGCCGGAGUUGUACUGGCAGUCCAUUUAUCGUGUGUGUUCUGCCGCUGCAUUUUGUAUAUAAAGGUAUGUUAAGUCUUCUGUCAGUGUGGGACAUUUGGUCAUCUGUUAAAAUGACAGGUUUGCUCAUGUCAAAGUCUUUUAGACAACUUUUUCUUCACAUUUAAUAAAGGAUGUUAUUCAGCA
This is a messenger RNA of Fundulus heteroclitus (mummichog), 2858 nucleotides long. It is a transcript of the gene txnrd3, whose product is annotated as thioredoxin reductase 3. Bases 234 to 2036 code for a protein of 600 amino acids. Gene Ontology annotation, biological process: cellular response to oxidative stress; glutathione metabolic process; cell redox homeostasis. Gene Ontology annotation, molecular function: thioredoxin-disulfide reductase (NADPH) activity; flavin adenine dinucleotide binding; glutathione-disulfide reductase (NADPH) activity. The record is from RefSeq and is a predicted model, not a curated record. The transcript is spliced from 16 exons. Gene Ontology annotation, cellular component: cytosol; mitochondrion. Lineage: Eukaryota; Metazoa; Chordata; Actinopteri; Cyprinodontiformes; Fundulidae.